CGUCCGGAGGGGGCCGAGGGGCCCUGUGGGGCCUUUCGGGCUGAGCCGGGGGUCGGCUCUCGGAGGAAGGGGGAGGAGGCCGCGGCCACGGCGGCGGGCAGCGCAGGGUUCAUGUAAUCACAGGAGUUACUUUGUUGCAUGUAUCAACUUUGUUGUAUGCAACAGGAUUUCAGAAUGAAUCAGAACUCAACGGAGCCUUCAGUAUCAGUUGAGACUUUGGCCGACGUACCUGAGCACGUGCUUAAAGGACUUCCUGAGGAAGUGAGACUUCUCCCAUCUGCUGUUGACAAGACACGGCUUGGUGUCUGGGCAACAAAGCCAAUUUUCAGAGGCAGAAAGUUUGGUCCGUUUGCUGGUGACAAGAAGAAACGAUCUCAGGUUAAAAGCAAUGUGUACAUGUGGGAGGUCUAUUACCCAAACUUGGGAUGGAUGUGUGUUGAUGCCACAGAUCCAGAGAAGGGGAACUGGCUGCGCUAUGUGAACUGGGCUCGCUCAGGAAAGGAGCAGAACCUAUUCCCUUUGGAGAUCAACAGAACCAUCUACUACAAAACUUUAAAGCCAAUUGAGCCAGGCGAGGAGCUCCUGGUGUGGUACAAUGGGGAAGACAACCCAGAGAUAGCAGCUGCUAUCGAAGAGGAGAGAGCCAGCAAUCGCAGCAAGAGGAACUCUCCGAAAACCAAGAAAGGGAAGAAAAAAUCCCAAGAGGCUAAAAACAAAGGAAAGAAAGCAACCGAUAAAAAGCAGAAAACUGUUUUGGAUUUAACUUCUGCCGACAUGAGGGAGCCUAAGGAAGGCCAUAAACAGGAGGAUGAAACUCCCUCUGUUUCAGCAGUGCUGUCCGUGGAGCAGACAGCUGUGAUCCAGGAGAUGGUAAAUCAAGACACACUUCCAAACUUGGUUAUCCCCAGUCCGGUCAGUGGGCCCCAUCCGGUGCCUGAAGACAAACCGGAAGCAGUAACGUGUGGCUCGAAUGUUUUAGAGGAGGAGCCAGAAGAGGAUGGGGAGGACCCUGAGGAGGAUACAGGGGAGGAAGAAGAGGACGAGGACGAGGACGAAGAGGAUGAACCUGAGGAGGAAGAGGAAGAUGUCAGCUUCCCUAAAGGAAGUCCUGACAUGGAACCCAUGCCCAUAUGUGAAGACAAGCUGGAAUCUCUGGAAGAGCAGAGCAGCAUAUCUGAAGACUCGCCAGAAAGCUCCCCCAAGAAAAAGGCUGUGGCGAAAUUCCCCAAAGCAAGAGACGAAUCUAAUGGGAAUAUCCACGGUACGUUCAUGUUUCCAUGUCAACACUGUGAAAGGAAAUUUACCACAAAGCAGGGUCUCGAACGCCAUAUGCAUAUCCACAUCUCGGCAAUCAGUCACGCUUUCAAAUGCCGCUAUUGCGGCAAAGCUUUCGGCACUCAGAUUAACCGGCGGAGGCAUGAGCGGCGCCAUGAGGCCGGACCGAAAAGGAAGCCCUUCCCAGCACUGGCUUCGGCCCAGCUGUCGGAAGGCAGCGCCAAGAACCAAACAAUUCCUGAAGAUGGUAUUAAAGACGAAAUGAACAGCAGGCAGGACUUCGUAGCUGUGGAGACUGAAAAAGUUUCUCUCGAAAUGCCAAAUCCUGUUCUCUUUGAAGAGAGCAAGGGACCCAAAGAACUGCACCCAUGCAAAUAUUGCAGGAAGGUUUUUGGCACCCACACCAAUAUGCGAAGGCACCAGCGAAGGGUCCAUGAGCGCCAUCUCAUCCCCAAAGGUGUCAGGAGAAAACCUGAGGAGCCCCAGUUUCCAGCAGAGAAAACCCAGCAGUCCUCAAGUGCGUACGUAGCAAGCACAGACCUCGAAGAGGAGGGAGAGGCAGAUGAUGUGUACAUUAUGGAUGUUUCCAGCAAUAUAUCUGAAAAUCUCAAUUAUUACAUUGAUGGUAAGAUUCAGUCCAACAGUAGCACAAGCAAUUGUGAAGUGAUAGAGGUGGAAUCCAGCUCAACAGAACUCUAUGGAAUAAACUGUUUACUGAGUCCAGUGACGGUGGAAAUAUCCCCAAGUGUAAAGGCUACAUCAGUGCACCUAACCGACGUACCGAAAGAGUCACCAGUCAGUGGAAGCGCUGAACCCAAAAAGAGGAGGACUGCAAGUCCUCCUCUUCUGCCUAAGAUAAAAACCGAAAUGGAUCCGGAACCAAUCACAUCAUUGUGUUCCUUGACUAUUCCUCUUACUAUAUCAGCAGCCGAGAACUUGCCUUUCCCCAAAGAGAAAAGUAUUUAUUUAUCAUCAAAGCUGAAACAGCUUCUGCAGACACAGGAUGGCAGUAAGGUAGCACCGUCUCCCCCAUCGUCGUCGUCGUCGUCAUCCUCAACCGAAAUCCCCAAACUGGGACUCACAGCUACAUCUUCACCUCUUCUGCCCGCCGCCUCCAGCAGGUUCAAACGAAGGACCAGUUCCCCUCCCAGUUCACCGCAACACAGUCCAGCUCUACGAGACUUUGGCAAAGCAGGUGAGGGGAAACCUGUUUGGAAUGACGCGACUCUGGGCUCUAAGAUUGCCAAGCUAGAGAGUCAUAGCAAUUCUCCUGUAUGGAGUUUGUCUGGGAGAGAAGAAAAAGAGACAGCGAGCCCUCUUUGCUUGGAAGAAUAUAAAGUAUCAAAGGACUGGACGCCAAGUCCUCCAUUUGGCAAUGUGUGCAACCAGCAGCCUUUGGACUUAUCCAGUAGCAUGAAGCAAAGGUCCAACUGCAAGAACAGGGCUCAGGCUCCCUGGGAAUCGGUGUUAGAUCUCAGUGUCCAUAAAAAGGCAUGCAGUGACACUGAAGCCAAGGAGAGUAACUCGGCGCCACCAGCAUGUAGUGGUGUCAAGAAGAAGCCAACCACAUCCAUGCUGCAGAAAGUGCUUCUGAAUGAAUAUAACGGGACUGAUUCGUCGUCUGAAAACCCUGCAGCUGAAACGAACCCAAGCCUGGGUGCCUGCAAAACAGAAGAGCAUCCAGAGCCAGAGUCCAGGGCUAGCCUCCCUGUUCCAGUGGCCGAGUCAGGUUCCCUGUGCCCUUCUCCUGAGACACCUUUACUGCCAUUGCCUAUGCCGCCUCUCCUGACUCUAACAAACUCUCCUUCCCCUCCACCUUUCCCACCUAUGUUAAAGGCUCCCACACCACCACCUCUCCCGCCUACUGUUCCCUCUCCGCUCCCAGAGGAGCUCACAAGCAUCACUCCAAGUUCAUGUCCUUCUCCCUUAUCAAAUACCACUGCUCAGUCCCCUCUUCCAAUCCUUUCCCCUACAGUCUCAACGUCUCCUGUUCCUUCAGUAGGACCUCUUAGUUGUCCGUCCCCUGGACCUCCCAACCUCUCUUCCUCCUCCUCAUCUUUUUCUUCCUCUUCUUCGCCAUUGUCAUCCUCAUCUCCUUCUCCACCUCCACUCUCAGUAGUCUCUUCUGUCCUUUCCCCUGGCGAUAACCUAGAAAACUCAGUCCCUAUUAUCUCUUUUAAGCAAGAAGAGGUGGAGAGUGAGUGUCAAAAGCCAAGGGAAGACCCACACAGUUCCAGUGAAGCUAAUACCAUCCAGGAGACAUUUAAUAAGAGCUUUGUGUGCAAUGUCUGUGAGUCCCCUUUUCUUUCCAUUAAAGAUCUCACCAGACAUUCAUCUGUUCAUGCCGAAGAAUGGCCCUUUAAAUGUGAGUUCUGUGUCCAACUCUUCCGAGAGAAAACAGAUUUGUCAGAACAUCGCUUCUUGCUCCAUGGCGUUGAGAACAUCUUUGUGUGCUCCGUCUGCAAGAAAGAAUUUGCUUUUCUAUGCAAUUUGCAGCAGCACCAGCGGGACCUCCACCCGGAGAAAGAUUGCACACACCACGAGUUUGAAAGCGGGACUCUCCGGCCGCAGAACUUCACAGAUCCCAGUAAGGCUAAGACCGAACACAUGCAGCUCUUUCCUGAAGACUCCUCCGAACCUUCUAAGGAGGAAGAAGAAGAGGAAGAGCUGAAUGACUCCUCUGAAGAGCUUUAUACAACUAUCAAAAUAAUGGCUUCUGGAGUCAAGUCAAAAGAUCCAGAUGUCCGCAUGGGCCUCAAUCAGCACUACCCAAGUUUUAAGCCCCCUCCAUUCCAGUAUCACCACCGCAAUCCUAACGGGAUUGGUGCCACUGCCACAAAUUUCACAACCCACAAUAUCCCACAGACCUUCACCACUGCCAUUCGCUGCACAAAGUGUGGGAAAAGUGUAGACAACAUGCCUGAAUUGCACAAGCACAUCUUGGCUUGCGCUUCCGCCAGCGACAAAAAACGGUAUACACCGAAGAAGAACCCCGUGCCGUUAAAACAGACCGUUCGCCCUAAAAAUGGUGUCAUCCUCCCCAGCCCCGCGAGCAACGCGUUCAGGCGCGUGGGCCAGCCUAAGAGGCUCAACUUUAGCGUCGAGGUGGGCCGGAUGUCCUCUAACAAGCUCAAAAUCAGUGCGUUAAAGAAGAAAAACCAGCUUGUCCAGAAAGCCAUUUUGCAAAAGAAGAAAUCUCAGCAGAAGGCAGAGUUGAGGAACAGCACAGCGGAGCCUAGCACUCACAUCUGCCCUUAUUGCAACCGGGAAUUCACCUACAUUGGGAGUCUGAACAAGCAUGCUUCCUACAGCUGUCCCAAAAAGCCUAUUUCCCCUUCCUCUAAGAAGAACUCUAAAAAGAAAAGUGGGGCAUCCUCUUCCGUCAGCGAUAAAGCUAGCAAUCGGCGGCGGACAGCAGACGCCGAGAUAAAAAUGCAAAGCACGCAAACUCACCUAGGCAAGACACGAGCCCGGAGCUCUGGGCCCUUGCCGCUGCAGCUGCCAUCCGCAUCCUUCAAACUGAAAGAAAACAUCAAAUUUGUGCCGCCCAUUAGAUCCAAAAAGCCGAGCAGCUUGUCAACAACAAGGAACGCCAGCCCUGUAAGGAUGGCCAAGAUGAUUCCGGGAGAGGGCAAGAAAGUGAAAGGGGUGGCCAAGAGCAGCUCCCCCGGGCUCUCAAGCAAAGCGUCCCGCAAGUUACAUGUCAGGAUACAGAGGAGCAAAGUGGCCUUGGCCAGCAAGUCAGCUGUGGCAAACAAGAAAAAGGCUGACAGAUUCAGCAUGAAGUCGAGGGAGAGGGUUGGCGGCCCUGUCACCCGGAGUGUGCAGCAGGCAAGCAGCUCCGAUGCCCCAGAGAGCAGCAAGAGGGAAGAAACUAGCACACGGCAAGAGCUGAAAGAUUUCAGGAAUCUCCUGUGACACAAUGAAACGGACAACCACAAAGAAUCUCUGAAUUGUAAAUGAAAUUUCCUUACCGAAGAGCUUGAGCGGUUGCAUGCUCAUCUUAAGAGAGGGAUGACUGUGGAGGCCCCAAUUCUCCAAGCUUGAAAGGUCCAACCUGAGACAACUUUGACCCCCAAAGGGUAGACGAUUGGCUUGCCAGCGUGCUCACACCGGGGUUGAGAAUUGGCAUGCACCAACCAGGCUCAAGGAAUUAUCAGCUGCGAGGAAAGCAGAAGGGCGCAUGGUUCUUCCUUGUCCCCCCCAGCUUCGGUUUCAUUUCAAAAAGGACAUGGAUCGAACUGAACUGGAGUCAGUCCUGCCACAGAGUCCAUAGCUCAUGCUUCUACUUCGCUUUUUAUCUGAUGGAAAAGCAUGGAAAAAUAAAGGUUGAUAAUAAGAAAUGGUGCCGCCAAAACUUAUGCAAAGCCAGGUCCUCACCAGAAGCUCCCCAUAUAUUCAGGGAUGACAAAACGUUAACUGCACUCGAAAUCCUUUUUGCUUGCACGUCGAGUAUCUCAAAGCCUUUGUUUUAUAUCAGCCAGUAUGAAAAAACUUAAUGGGGAGAAGGGAGACGCCUUUCGCCUCCUUCUCGGCACCUGCACUCACUUCCCAAGACUUCUUUUUUUUCUGAAUGGGUGGGCACAGGUUUCGAGGUUGAUGUUGCUUUCACCAGUCUUCUUUAUACAUGGGAAGAUGAAAGGAGAGGUAUCUCUAGAAGGGGCAGAAGGAAGGUUUGCUUGUCAAGCCCUACUGGCAUCCAUACCUGAAAUCUCGUCCAACGUGGAAGUCACCUCACCCAGUUUUAUCGUGAAUGACUUGUUCACCAUACAAAACUGUAUAGCACAACUAAAUACACAAUUGGCUGACUUACCUGUAUCUAAUAACAAGAGCUACAAAUUUUUCCUAGUUGUAAAUCAAGAUUAUUAUUAAUUUCCUGGAAAUACAGUUUUGUUUUGUUUUUGUUUUUUCACAACUGGGGGGGGAGGGGAGCAGUUAGCUUUGUUUGUGCACCCCGUUUGUUUGUUUUUGUUUUUUAAAAAAUCUUAUUUGUUCUUGACUUCAAAAGUAAUCUACCUCUUAAAAUUUGUAGUUUUAAUAUCGUUUGGUGAAGUUGUGCCACUUUAACGCUUUCUCUUUCACUAUCAUUCCCUUUUUUGUUGUUACAUUUUUUCCAUUUUAAGGGGACUUCUGCAUCAAACUAUUGUAUAAAGAAUUUGUAGCAAGUUUGGAAAAAAAUAAAAUAUUUAAAAUUAUUUAAAUUCUU
Lacerta agilis (Sand lizard) is the source of this 6481-nucleotide messenger RNA. RefSeq names its product PR/SET domain 2 (gene PRDM2). Gene Ontology annotation, biological process: regulation of transcription by RNA polymerase II. Bases 139 to 5193 code for a protein of 1684 amino acids. NCBI's taxonomy places the organism in Eukaryota, Metazoa, Chordata, Lepidosauria, Squamata, Lacertidae. The transcript is spliced from 9 exons. The record is from RefSeq and is a predicted model, not a curated record. Gene Ontology annotation, cellular component: nucleus. Gene Ontology annotation, molecular function: protein binding; histone methyltransferase activity; RNA polymerase II transcription regulatory region sequence-specific DNA binding.